AUGCUAAAACAUUCAGUUUAUAAGGAGUUGUCGGAAGAUCAAUGCAUCAUCUUAGAUAAAGAGAAUCGAGUUAUGCAGUUGGCCGACGGACGAACGCUUCCCUUCAGAGGGAAAAGUGACUUUUCUAUCAAAAUCGAUACAUUUGAGACAACGCAUAACAUUUUAGUAGCAGACAUUGAAGUUGACGGAAUAUUAGGCAUGGACUUUCUAGGACAUCAUCAGUGUGAGCUCCUGCGAAACAAGAACGGCUAUGCAUUAAGCUUGUCGGGAACACGUGUACCUUGUCACUCCUCACGAGACGGCUUAGCGUGUCGUCGCAUUGCGUUAAGCGAAACCGUAGUUUUGCCUCCCCGUUCGGAGUCAAUGGUGAUAGCACACUUUGCUGAUGGUGAGGCUACAGAAGAGUUGGGGGUCAUAGAAGUUACUGGCCAAUUCCAGGAACGCCACAACCUAAUGAUGGCGAGGUCCCUGGUUCACCUCAAUCGGAACCAGGUUCCGUUACGUUUACUAAAUCCUACGGAUUCGACAAAAACAGUAUACAAGGACUCGAUUGCAGCGACGUGCGAACCAGCCCAGUGCAUUGACGAAGACAACCGGCUUGGUGUGAACUGCGUAAAGCCCCAGGAUAUCGAUGUUGAGGCCUCUUUAGAAAUCAUUCCAGACCACCUAACAGACGUUUACACGAGAAGUUGUAAAAUACUCGAUGAGAAACAGCAAAGAGAUGUGAGCUCACUCUUGAAGGAGUUUGGUGAUGUUUUCUCCUCAAGCCCAGAGGAUAUUGGUCGCACGNGACGAUUCCACGAUUUUUUUAGAAACUAG
Molecule: messenger RNA, 819 nt
Organism: Exaiptasia diaphana
Lineage: Eukaryota; Metazoa; Cnidaria; Anthozoa; Actiniaria; Aiptasiidae
Exons: 1
Coding region: 1-819 (272 amino acids)
Source: RefSeq, a predicted model, not a curated record